GACCGGGGUGGUGGUCGAGAGGAGGGGGAUUUAAAGAUGGCGGAGCGCGUGGCCGCACGUUUGGCCGCUCAGGAGCGGCAGAUUGAGGCUCUGGGGAGGGAGAUAGGCCGCCUCCGGGACGGCCUGAUCACCGGCCAUGUCGCCGCCGAGCUGGCGAGCAGCGCGGAGCUGGAGAACCUGCGCAGCGAGAACGAGAAACUCAAAUACCGGCUGGUUCACCUCCGCCGGGGGCUGCAGGCCGAGCUGGCGCUGGAGCUGGACGCGGGGGGAGACCACGAGAAGAAGGACGGACAGCAGGCGGCCGGGAAGCAACCCCCCAAAGAAAGCGCAGCCCAGAAGAAAGCUGCUCCGCCCAAAACUCCUGACGGCUCCAGUACAGCAGAGAAGAGCAAGAAGAAGGAGAAACCCGGAGGAGGAGGAGGAGGAGGAGUGGGGGAGCUGAACCCUUGGCCUGGCUACAUCUCUGAGCGCUUGGAGCUGUACGACAGACUGAAGAAGGAGAGCGAUGCUGUUCUAGCCAAGCAGGCAGCAAGCAGCCAGCCCGUUUCAGUCCAGCUACCUGAUGGGCAGAAAGUGGAGGCGCGUUCCUGGAUCACCACCCCGUACCAGCUGGCCUGCGGCAUCAGUCAGGGCCUGGCCGACAACUGCGUGAUCGCUCGCGUGGAUGGGGACCUGUGGGAUCUGGACCGUCCGCUGGAGAAGGACUGCUCUCUGGAGCUGCUGCGCUUUGACCAUGAAGACGCCCAGGCUGUCUACUGGCACUCCAGUGCUCAUAUCCUGGGUGAAGCGAUGGAGCGCUUCUACGGGGGCUGCCUCUGUUAUGGACCACCUAUUGAAAAUGGCUUCUACUAUGAUAUGUUCCUGGAUGGGCAGAAAGGAGUGUCGAGCACAGAGUUUGGGGAUCUGGAAGCUCUUUGUAAAGGCAUCGUGAAGGAUAAACAGCCAUUUGAGAGACUGGAGGUUAGCAAGGAAACAUUGCUGGAGAUGUUUAAGUAUAACAAGUUCAAGUGCCGCAUCCUGAAUGAAAAAGUGGACACGCCCACCACUACUGUGUACAGAUGUGGCCCCCUUAUUGACCUGUGCCGAGGUCCCCAUGUACGUCAUACGGGCAAGAUCAAAGCGCUGAAGAUCUACAAGAACUCGUCCACCUACUGGGAAGGCCGCUCGGACAUGGAGACGCUCCAGCGCAUCUACGGCAUCUCUUUCCCUGACAACAAGAUGCUGAAGGAGUGGGAGCGCUUUCAGGAGGAGGCCAAGAACCGAGACCACCGCAAAAUCGGGAAGGAUCAGGAGCUGUUCUUCUUCCAUGAUCUGAGUCCAGGCAGCUGUUUUUUCCUCCCGCGUGGGGCCUACAUCUACAACACACUCACCGAAUUCAUCAGGGAAGAGUACUGGAGGAGAGGUUUUCAGGAGGUGGCGUCACCUAACAUCUACAACAGCAAGCUGUGGGACACAUCGGGCCACUGGCAGCACUACAGUGAAAAUAUGUUCUCCUUUCCUGUGGAACAGGACGUCUUUGCCCUCAAGCCUAUGAACUGCCCUGGUCACUGCCUGAUGUUUAGCCACAGGCCACGUUCCUGGCGGGAACUGCCUCUGAGGCUGGCGGACUUUGGUGUGCUGCAUCGUAACGAGCUUUCAGGAACGCUCACUGGACUCACAAGAGUUCGCCGGUUCCAGCAAGAUGACGCUCACAUCUUCUGCACUAUGGAGCAGAUUGAGUCAGAGAUGAAGGGUUGUCUGGACUUCUUGCGCUGCGUCUAUGACGUUUUCGGCUUCUCCUUCCAGCUGCACCUCUCCACCCGACCAGAGAAAUACCUGGGUGACAUCGCUGUCUGGAACCAGGCUGAGAAGCAACUUGAGAACAGUCUGAACGAGUUUGGCGAGCCGUGGAAACUGAACCCAGGGGAUGGAGCAUUUUAUGGGCCAAAGAUUGACAUCAAGAUUAAAGAUGCCAUCGGGCGUUAUCACCAAUGUGCCACCAUCCAGCUGGACUUCCAGCUGCCUGUUCGAUUUGACUUGACAUAUGUGGGGAAAGACGGAGACGACAAAGCCAGGCCGGUUAUUAUCCACCGUGCUAUCCUGGGCUCGGUAGAGAGAAUGAUUGCCAUCCUCACAGAAAACUAUGCUGGGAAAUGGCCACUGUGGUUAUCACCUCGUCAGGUGAUGUUAGUGCCUGUUAAUCCGUCCCUUGAAGAAUACGCCAAAAAGGUGUGUAAGCAGUUUGUGGAGGCGGGCUUCAUGGCGGACGCAGACCUCGACUCUGGUUGCCUUCUGAACAAGAAAAUUCGCAAUGCUCAGCUAGCUCAGUACAACUUCAUUCUGGUGGUGGGUGAGAAGGAGAAGAUGACUAACAGCGUCAAUGUGCGCACAAGGGAUAACAAGGUCCACGGGGAAUUGACGGUGCCGGAGGUUCUGGCCCGGCUCACUCUACUCAAGCAGUCCCGGUGCAGGAACGCAGAGGAGGUUUUCUGAGGGAGCUGAAGGCCUGGUCCCAAUUCAGAGAAAGCUGACCCUCUCUCACUUACUGUAUAUGAGGAAAUCCGUAAGGAAGGGCUGUGUAGUUAUUGUAUGAGAGUGACCAUUAAUGUAAUAGCAUCAUCUGUGUCUCUACCAUUUAGACAGUAGUUUUAAUUUGCUUACUUGUACUUGGAGCUGAAAUCCUGUUAAUGCAAAACGUGCUUAGCGCAGCUGUCAGAACAAAACCUCGUAUCUCCACUUUUGUCGUUUUUCAGUUUUUCACAGAGUUUGAAAGUAGACGUUGUCCAUUACAUUGUGUGUAAAUUUCAUAAUGAUUGGACCAAAAGAAAUGACCCAAAAUGACUUGGAAAAACGCCCGGUUCCAUUGACUUGCAUUAAAAGUUGAGUAGGUUUUUUCCUUCUCCUGUAAAGUUCCCAUUUUGGAGACGCAAGGUUUUGUUCCAACGAUAUGCAGCAGCGAUAUGAUGGUGUCUAUGGGGCAGUUGCUGAAUUCUGUGAGUAAACAUUUGAAAUGUGAUUUAUAAUUUAAAACUGCAAACACUGGAUUCCAAUGAUACAGAUGCUGGUAUGAGACCGACCUGAGAGUGUCUUACCAACUUUCAGACACUGGAGCAGCUCACUAAAUAAGCACUUCUGUAAUUUUUCACUUCUGUGCAAUCUAAUAAUAAUCUGGUAACAUAUUUCCACAAAGACCCACAUUGGAAAGCACAAAUAUGGAAUUACAGCUAAUUUACAAACACCUUUCAUAAAAAUGUCCUAAGAAAACGCAUGUUGUAAAUGUUCAGCAGCUGCCCAUUGACUUCUAUUAUGAAUGUGUUCUGAGUCAGCGUUUUUCCCUCUUAUCUACAUACAGAAAACAAUAUGGAAAUGAUUGAUUGUGGUGAUUGAAUGUGCACUACGGUUGGGGCACGUAAGGAUAAGGUUGACAAACUCUAGACUAUUCCUUUAAACGCAUUGAAAAACAGCACUUCUGGUUUUUUCACCAUCUUCAAUGGGAGAUAAUGGAGUAAAUGAGCAGAAGGAUGUUUUCCUUUGAGCUGGGAUCAGGUUCAGCAGAGCUUUUGUCAGUUAAGGCAGAAGAAAGGGGACAGGAAAAAAGAAAGAAGGAAAUGUUUGUAAUGGAAAGGUGCGCUAUAAAGGAAAUGACAGCAUUAGAAGAGGGCAGAUCAUGACGGGCUUGAGGUGAUAUGAAAUGCCUUUGUGUAACGCCAAGGCAGAAUCUUUUCUCAAUGCAUAUCAAAUCACUACAGUUCAGUGGACGAGUGGGAGGACAGGCUCAAAGAGGCGACGUUUGGCUUGAGCAAAUGUCUUCACUGCAAUGUGAUGCAGUUUUUUGUGACCUGCUCUAAAUGUUUGCACGUAAGAACACGUACAGUGACUGCGUACAGUCUGUCUGUUGUUUUGAAACCAGUAGAGGGAGAGUUUAAAUGAUGUCGUGUAACGGGAAUAUGAGAAGUAAAUGAAAAGUCCUGGGAAUUAUGAAGAAUAAAAGCCUUUUCAGUGAUG
Messenger RNA from Pygocentrus nattereri (red-bellied piranha), 3984 nucleotides. RefSeq names its product threonyl-tRNA synthetase 3 (gene tars3). The transcript has 19 exons. Bases 37 to 2472 code for a protein of 811 amino acids. Gene Ontology annotation, cellular component: cytoplasm. Gene Ontology annotation, molecular function: threonine-tRNA ligase activity; ATP binding. Gene Ontology annotation, biological process: threonyl-tRNA aminoacylation. The record is from RefSeq and is a predicted model, not a curated record. NCBI's taxonomy places the organism in Eukaryota, Metazoa, Chordata, Actinopteri, Characiformes, Serrasalmidae.